This is a messenger RNA of Malassezia restricta, 2196 nucleotides long. RefSeq names its product threonyl-tRNA synthetase. Lineage: Eukaryota; Fungi; Basidiomycota; Malasseziomycetes; Malasseziales; Malasseziaceae. Gene Ontology annotation, biological process: threonyl-tRNA aminoacylation. Bases 1 to 2196 code for a protein of 731 amino acids. The record is from RefSeq and is a predicted model, not a curated record. Gene Ontology annotation, molecular function: threonine-tRNA ligase activity; ATP binding. Gene Ontology annotation, cellular component: cytoplasm. The transcript has a single exon.
AUGUCGUCAAGUGAAAACCAGGCGAGUGCAGCGCCUGAACAGCUUGCGAAUGCCGUGAAGGAUAUGAGCGUGAAUUCCAAACCUGAUAAGAAAGCAAAAGGCGGAGGUGCGGGUGGCAUGCCGCUCGAAUUCGAGCCACGUCCAGCCUUCUUCCAGGCCCGCAUUGACAUGUUUGAGCGCAUCAAGGCGGAGCAGGAUUCUGCGCGCGCUGCUGCGGAGCGCAAGCCCAUAACAAUCACCAUGCCAGAUGGCUCGACGCGCGAAGGUUUAUCCUGGGAGACGUCGCCUAUGGACAUUGCCAGGGCGAUUUCCAAGAGCCUGAGCGAGCGCAUUGUGAUUUCCAAGGUGAACGGUCAGUUGUGGGACUUGGAGCGUCCUCUGGAGGGAGACGUAACAUUGGAGCUGCUUGACUUUGACCAUCCUGAGGGAAAGCGUGUGUUCUGGCACUCUUCUGCCCACGUUCUCGGUGAGGCGGCUGAACGACACUAUGGCUGCCAUUUGUGCAUUGGCCCGCCCACAGACGAAGGCUUCUACUAUGAGAUGGGUAUGGGUGAUAGUGGUGAUCGUGCCGUUCGCUCUGAGGACUUUGAUCCCCUUGAAAAGUUGAUCAAUCUGGCUGUGAAGGACAAGCAGACGUUUGAGCGUGCGGUGCUGACCAAGGAGCAGCUUCUGGAGAUGUUCAAGUACAACAAGUACAAGGUCCACAUUAUCAACUCCAAGAUCCCAGAUGGCACCUCUACUACCGUGUACCGCUGCGGUCCGAUGAUUGAUUUGUGUGUUGGCCCGCACAUUCCGCACACAGGCCGCAUCAAAGCCAUGACGGUCCUCAAGAACUCGGCCUCGUACUUCUUGGGUGACCAGAAGAAUGACUCGCUGCAACGUCUGUAUGGUAUUUCUUUCCCUGAUAAGAAGCAGAUGACUGAAUACAAGCACUUUUUGGCCGAGGCCGCCAAGCGCGACCAUCGCCGCAUCGGCCGUGAACAAGAGCUGUUCAUGUUCCACGAGCUGAGUCCUGGCAGCUGUUUCUGGCUGCCGCACGGUGCGCGUAUCUACAACACAUUGCAGGAGUUUAUUAAGGGCGAGUACCGCCGGCGCGGCUUUGACGAGGUCAUUACGCCGAACAUGUACAAUUCGAAGCUGUGGGAGACGUCGGGUCACUGGGCCAACUACAAGGAUGAUAUGUUUGCGCUGUCUGUCGACAAGGAGACGUUUGCACUGAAGCCCAUGAACUGCCCCGGUCACUGUCUCAUGUUUGGCAGUCGCGAUCGGUCGUACAAGGAGCUGCCACUGCGUCUUGCCGACUUUGGUGUAAUUCACCGCAACGAGGCUAGUGGUGCUCUGAGUGGUCUCACGCGUGUGCGCCGCUUUGUUCAGGAUGAUGCGCAUAUUUUCUGCCGUGCGUCGCAGAUCGAGGAUGAGAUGAUGCACUGCUUCGACUUCCUGCAAACUGUGUACGGCCUGUUUGGCUUCACGUUCAAGAUGGAGCUGUCAACGCGCCCUGAGAAGCACCUUGGUGACGUUGCCACAUGGGAUGCCGCUGAGAAGCGCCUGGCGUCUGCGCUUGACCGCUUCGUGCCCGGCCAAUGGGAACUGAAUCCUGGUGACGGUGCGUUUUACGGUCCCAAGAUCGAUAUUACGAUCAGCGAUGCCAUGCGCCGCCAGCACCAGUGUGCUACGAUCCAGCUCGACUUCCAACUGCCGCAGCGCUUUAACCUCGAGUACAAGACGCCGCAAGGCGGCGCUGAUGGCGAGAACCAGACAGAGCGUCCAGUCAUGAUCCACCGUGCUGUCGUUGGCAGUCUUGAGCGCUUUAUUGCCAUCUUGAUUGAGAACUUUGCCGGCAAAUGGCCAUUCUGGCUCUCACCGCGCCAAGUGCUGGUUGUGCCAGUGACGCAGUCGGUGUACGAGUAUGCACAGGAUGUGCGCAGCACCCUGUGGGACCACGGUUUCUACGCGGAUGUUGAUCUGUCAGACAACACGCUCAACAAGAAGAUCCGCAACGGCGAACUUGCGCAAUACAACUUUGUGUUCGUCGUUGGCCACGAAGAGAAGGAGAGCCGCAGCGUCAACGUCCGCAACCGCGACACGGAUCCCAAGGUAGCCAAGGGCAAGACCGAUACCAUUCCCCUGGACGUGGUCCUGUCCCAGCUGCAGCAGCUCAAGUCGUCACGUGCCAUAGACAACCAGCUGCCGUAG